Sarcophilus harrisii (Tasmanian devil) is the source of this 1715-nucleotide messenger RNA. It is a transcript of the gene ETV7, whose product is annotated as ETS variant transcription factor 7. The transcript is spliced from 9 exons. The record is from RefSeq and is a predicted model, not a curated record. Bases 630 to 1550 code for a protein of 306 amino acids. Gene Ontology annotation, molecular function: sequence-specific DNA binding; DNA-binding transcription factor activity, RNA polymerase II-specific. Gene Ontology annotation, cellular component: nucleus. NCBI's taxonomy places the organism in Eukaryota, Metazoa, Chordata, Mammalia, Dasyuromorphia, Dasyuridae. Gene Ontology annotation, biological process: regulation of transcription by RNA polymerase II; cell differentiation.
GAAAUGAAAGGGAGUAAGUGCUCAACGAACUCCCACUGUGAAUCCCUCCCGACAGAGGUAGGACACAGGAGCAAAUGUGGAAGUUCUGGGGGAGGGCAAGAGUCUUGUCCCGGUCUCCUGUCCUCCGCCUCCAAGGGGAGGGGGGUAAGGGAGAUCCUGCUCUUUCAUUUUCGUUUCCCGGAAGGAUAGCGACUACCGGCACCCAUUACCGCUCGGUUGCGAGCUCCGGCGUCUCUACGCCCCUCCAGCUUCAAAAUCGUUUUCUUACCCUCUCUCAUCUUUCGUUUUCCUGGUCUGGAAUAAGGAUUUGGAUGGAAAUAGGGUCAGAAAGAGAAGACCAAGGUUCCCCUGCAACAAGAGUCAGCACAACCUUCAUUAAAGAAAGUCGGGCUUCCACUUCUUCACCUGUAAUGCAGCUAUUUGUUGUUGGCAAGGAGCCUCAAAUGAUUGUCUGCUUCUAAGAACAAGACCCAAUACUGAACCCCUUUAUCAGCAUCAGAAUAGAGUGGAGAGAACAUUACAUCUGGAGCUAAAGGACAGAGUGAGAAGAGUCGACUAAUUCUUCUUCCAUUCAGGUGUCAGCAACAUCACCCCCAGUCACUCAGUUCCAAGCCAAAUGUGAGUCUAGAAUGCAACUUAUCCAAGAAGAGGAGAUCUGCAAGUUACCAGGCAGACUCAGAAUUCACCCUUCACUGUGGAGUAAGGAGGAUGUGAUUCACUGGCUAAAAUGGGCUGAACAGGAAUACUCCCUCCCACGGACGAUGGAGCAGAAGUUUGAGAUGAAUGGGAAGGCCCUCUGCAUCCUGACGAAGGACGACUUCAGAUACCGAGCUCCCAGUUCAGGUGAUGUCUUGUAUGAGCUGCUUCAGUAUAUUAAAACACAGAGGAGAGCCCUGGUCUGUGGACCCCUCUUCAGUGCUCCUUUCCUGCGUGUGGUUCCCUUCCAGCAGCCUCUCUGUCCUCUAGAAGAGGGGAACAGUUCCUUACAACUUACCUCUCAAAGGGUUUUGAAGACAUCCCCCUGGAAGGAGGGGUCCAGCAACACCUCUGGUCAGCUGGAUUCUAUCUCCCUGCCAAGGGCUUUCUUCAGAGAAGAGCCGCUUAAUCUCGCAGAUAUCAGCUCUGGGGCAGAGGUCAUCUAUUCCUUUCACAGAGCAAAACAAGACCCUAUUAAUGGAAAACUUGCAGACUGUCGUUUACUAUGGGACUAUGUGUAUCACCUGCUCUCUGACAGCAAAUAUGAAUCAUAUAUCAAGUGGGAAGACAAGGACUCCAAGGUCUUCCGGGUGGUCGAUCCAAAUGGACUUGCCAGGCUCUGGGGGAAUCAUAAGAACCGGGUGAACAUGACCUAUGAGAAGAUGUCAAGGGCUCUUCGGCAUUACUACAAAUUGAAUAUCAUCAAAAAGGAGCCAGGACAGAAACUUUUGUUCAGAUUCCUGAAAACUCCUGAUGAAAUUGUUCAGGACAAAGCCAGCAGGUUGGAGCAGCUGGAACAUCAGGAUCAGGAAGGAGUGGAUUUUAAGGAGGAAAUGUUAGAAGUCUCACCCUAAGGGACAAUUGACAGGCAGGGAUGUAUUUCUCUGAUCUAGAAGAGUAUUUUUUUCCUGUAGGAAGAGGAGGAGGAGGAAGAGAAAAAGGAGGAAAGGGAGAAGGAAGAAGAGGGAAAGAGGAGGAAGAAGAGGGAAGAGAGAAGGAAGAAGAGGGAAAGAGGAGUA